Fusarium redolens is the source of this 655-nucleotide messenger RNA. RefSeq lists its product as uncharacterized. Bases 82 to 567 code for a protein of 161 amino acids. The record is from RefSeq and is a predicted model, not a curated record. Lineage: Eukaryota; Fungi; Ascomycota; Sordariomycetes; Hypocreales; Nectriaceae. The transcript has a single exon.
GUUUCAUAUGAAUUUCCGCUUUCUGGCCCUUUCGGCCGAAUGCAACCACACGCAAUAUCAGUGCAAUCAAGUUGAAUGUGAAUGAUCUCCAACAACUUCUAUUGUCAGCUUCUAGAACGAAAUGACGUCUUUUGCAUUUGUAUUUGCGCCCGUCUCCACCAGUUCCAGGUCGUGAUCCACUUCGAUGUGCCUCUAGGAUUCGUCCUAGCAACAGCCCCUUUUCGGCAGAUUACACUCUGGCUUAUUUCUACACGCCAAGCGCACAUCACGACAUCCCUCAAUCUCCCCCUCAGGUGUCGUGGGUUUGUUCAAGGUCUAACCUCUGAUCUCGGCGCCGAUCAUGUCACGAGCCUUGCUAUCGCCGCUACGAUGUGCCUAAGACAAUCUAUCGACUCCACCUCCACCAUCCUCGUUGUUCAUACCCCUGGUGUUCAACGCACCCCAGGUUCCUUAAAGGAAAGAGCCUCGAGUCAGCUUCCGAAAACAGCGUGCCAUCACAUGAAGCACGAGUCCCUCUCUAGCCUUCCACGCGGAUGCGUCUCAUCGAUGUCGAUGUUCAUGUGUUGAUCUGCAAGGCAACAGAUCACUGACCCCUCUUGUUACUUAAAAUCGUAUGAUUAUAUGACUUCAGCAAGUCAAGUUGUUCAAGGCCGAU